AUGGAUUUCUUAUUGAUUGCCAUUACACUAGCUAGCUCCUUAGUUUUUAAAUUCUUUCUUUACAACCAAUUUUUCUCAACCAAAAGAAACAAUGGGCAGAGGAUCAAAAGGGUACCUGAAGCAGCAGGAGCAUGGCCUAUCUUUGGCCAUCUCCACCUUCUCACUGGAACUGAAUCUGAUCAGCUACCUCACAAAGUCUUAGCUCGAAUGGCCGAAAAAUAUGGGCCAAUUUUUGGGUUGAAGCUUGGUGUAUACAAAGUUGUUGUGGUUAGUGAUCCCAAAGUAGCAAAAGAAUGCUUCACCACAAAUGAUUUGGCCCUUGCAAAUCGGCCCAAAUCCUUGGCUUCAGAAAUCAUAGGCUACAACCAUGCCAUGUUUGGGGUUGCUCCUUACGGACCUUAUUGGCGAGAGAUAAGGAAAAUAGCCACUAUUGAAUUUCUGUCCAGUCGACGAAUUGAAAUGCUCAAACACAUAAGAGAAUUUGAAGUAAAAUCAGCUAUCAAAGAAACGUAUAACUACUGGCUGAAGAAUAAAAGUAGUAGUAGUUUAAAUGGUGCAGUGAAAAUGGAGAUGAAAGAAUGGUUAGGGAAUGUAAUUAUGAAUACUAUGGUGAAGAUGUUAUUUGGAAAAGAAUGUAGUGAAGGAGAAGGAAUAAAUAAAGCUCAUAAAGCAAUUAGAAGAUUUUUUGAGUUGUUAGGGGCUACUGUUGUAGCUGAUUUUUUACCUUAUUUAAGGUGGUUAGAUAUAGGAGGACAUGAGAAGGCAAUGAAAGAAGUUGCAAAAGAAAUUGACUCUGUUGUUGAAGAAUGGUUAGGAGAGCAUAAAAGGAGGAGGGAUUCUAAAGGGAUUAAAUCUGGUGAGGAAGAAGAUUUCAUGGAUGUAAUGUUGUCCAUUUGUGAAAACAGAGAUUUUCCUGGGUUUGAUGCCGAUACCUCUAUCAAAGCUACUUGUAUG
Molecule: messenger RNA, 954 nt
Organism: Nicotiana tabacum (common tobacco)
Lineage: Eukaryota; Viridiplantae; Streptophyta; Magnoliopsida; Solanales; Solanaceae
Product: strychnine-10-hydroxylase-like
Molecular function (GO): heme binding; monooxygenase activity; oxidoreductase activity, acting on paired donors, with incorporation or reduction of molecular oxygen
Source: RefSeq, a predicted model, not a curated record